Orcinus orca (killer whale) is the source of this 5085-nucleotide messenger RNA. RefSeq names its product otolin 1 (gene OTOL1). The record is from RefSeq and is a predicted model, not a curated record. Lineage: Eukaryota; Metazoa; Chordata; Mammalia; Artiodactyla; Delphinidae. Gene Ontology annotation, molecular function: protein binding. The coding region runs from base 3332 to 4756 and encodes 474 amino acids. The transcript has 4 exons.
UUAUAAAUAUCAAUUAAGUCCAUCUUGUUUAAUGUAUCAUUUAAAGCUUUUGUUUACUAAUUUAUUUGCAUUUUGGCUUUUCUGUCCAUUGGUGAAAGUAGGUGUUAAAGUCCCCUACUAUUAUUGUGUUACUGUCAAUUUCCCCUUUUAUGGCUGUUAGCAUUUGCCUUAUGUAUUGAGGUGCUCCUAUGUUGGGUGCGUAAAUAUUUACAAUUUUUAUAUCUUCUUGGAUUGAUCCCUUGAUCAUUGUGUAGUGUCCUUCUUUGUCUCUUCUAAUAGUCUUUAUUUUAAAGUCUAUUUUGUCUGAUACGAGUAUUGCUACUCCAGCUUUCUUUUGAUUUCCAUUUUCAUGGAAUAUCUUUUUCCAUCCCCUCACUUUCAGUCUGUAUGUGUCUGAAGUGGGUCUGAAAUGGGUCUCUUGUAGACACCAUUUAUAUGGAUGUUGUUUUUGUAUCCAUUCAGCCAGUCUCUGUUUUUUGGUUGGAGCAUUUAAUCCAUUUACAUUUAAGGUAAUUAUCGAUAUGUAUGUUCCUAUUUCCAUUUUCUUAAUUUUUUUGUGUUUGUUAUUGUAGGUCUUUUCCUUCUCUUGUGUUUCCUGCCUACAGAAGUUCCUUUAGCAUUUGUUGUAAAGCUGGUUUCGUGGUGAUGAAUUUUCUUAACUUUUGCUUGUUUAUAAAGGUUUUAAUUUCUCUGUCGAAUCGGAAUGAGAUCCUUGUUGUGUAGCGUAAUCUUCAUUGUAGGUUUUUCCCUUUCAUCACUGUAAGUAUAUCCUGCCACUCACUUCUGGCUUACAGAGUUUCUGCUGAAAGAUCAGCUGUUAACUUUUUGGGGAUUCCUUUGUAUGUUAUUUGUUGCUUUUCCGUUGCUGCUUUUAGUAUUUUUUCUUUGUAUUUAAUUUUUGAUAGUUUUAUUAAUAUGUGCCUUGGUGUGUUUCUCCUUGGAUUUAUCCUGUAUGGGACUCUCUGCACUUCCUGGACUUGAUUUACUAUUUCCUUUCCCGUAUUAGGGAAGUUUUCAACUAUAAUUUCUUCAAAUAUUUUCUCAGUCCAUUUCUUUUCCUUUUCUUCCUCUGGGACCCCUAUAAUUCGAAUGUUGGUGAGUUUAAUGUUGCCCCAGAGGUCUCUGAGACUGUCCUCAAUUCUUUUCAUUCUUUUUCCUUCUCUGUGGUAGUUAUUUCCACUAUGUUAUUUUCCAGGUCACUUAUCUGUUCUUCUGGCUCAGUUAUUCUGCUACUGAUUUCUUCUGGAGAAUUUUUAAUUUCAUUUAUUUUGUUGCUCAUAAUUGUUUGUUUGCUCUUUAGUUCUUCUAGGUCCUUGUUAAACGUUUCCUGUAUUUUCUCCAUUCUAUUUCUAAGAUUUUGGAUCAUCUUUACUAUCAUUACUCUGAAUUCUUUUUCAGGUAGACUGCAUAUUUCCUCAUCAUUUUUUUUGGUCUAGUGGGUUUUUACCUUGCUCCUUUAUCUGUUGUGUAUUUCUCUGUCUUCUCAUUUUGCUUAAGUUACUGCAUUUGGGGCCUCCUUUUAGUAGGCUGCAGGUUCAUAGUUCCCACGAUUUUUCGUGUCUGCCCCAGUGGGUAAGGUUGGUUCAGUGGGUUGUGUAGGCUUCCUGGUGGAGGGGACUAAAGCCUGUGUUCUUGUGGAUGAGGCUGGAAUUUUCUGGUGGGCAGGACUGCAUCCAGUUGUGUGUUUUGGGGUGUCUGUGAACUUAGUAUGAUUUUAGGUAGCCUCUGUGCUAAUGGGUGGGAUUGUGUUCCUGUGUUGCUAGUUGUUUGGCGUGGGGUUUCCAGCACUUGAGCUUGCUGAUCGUUGAGUGGAACUGGGUGUUAAUGUUGAGAUGGAGAUCUCUGGGAGAGCUCUUACCAAUUGAUAUUAUGUGGGGCCAGGAGGUCUCUGGUGGAAAAGUGUCCUGAACUUGGCUCUCCCACCUCAGAGGCACAGGCUUGGCACCCGGCCAGAGCACCAAGACCCUGUCAGCCCCACGGCCAGAUACAUGGGGAUUUUCUUGCCUUUUGGGAAGUCUGAGGGCUUCUGACAGCAUUCAGUAGGUGUUCUGUAGGAGUUGUUCCACAUGUAGAUGUAUUUUUGAUGUAUUUGUGGGGAGGAAGUUGAUCUCCACAUCUUACUUCCCUGCCAUCUUGAAGGUCCUAUGGUUGAGGCUUUGAUAUUAUUCAGACAUGGAUUUAAGUUCUGACUUAAUAACUUGUGGGUUGUGUGGUCUUGAACAAGGUAUGUAACCACCUGGUGCCUCUUUCCUCAUCAGUGAAGGUGAGUGAGAGUGUUGUCUACCUGGCAGAGCUGUUUUGAGAACAGAUUGGAUUGAUGAAUAUAAGGCACCUACUCUUUGUAGGGAUUCUAUAAAUAGUAGAUGUUGUUACUAUCCUUAUUUCCAUUCUCUUUUCUCUCUUACUGUUUAUCUUAAACACUCCUUCCUUUUCCAAUCAGAAAUCAUGCAUUUCCAACCCUGGCUAUCUGUUAGCAGCCACUGGACUACUGGGAGUUUCUGGGGAAUGGAAUAUUAUGAACUCUCAAAAUUUCAUUUCAUCAGGAACCUUAUAUCCCUUUGAACAGUGAUAAAAGCCUUAAUAAGAAUAACCACUAUUUGGCCCAUUAAAAUAAUACAAAGAUAAAUGUGAGUUUGCAAAAAAACCCUUAAAGUAUAAAGCAAAGAAUUGGAGAGUUAAAUGGCAUGUGAAGAAUCUGAAGACAUAACACAUAUUUAAAUUUAUGAUUUUUUAUUCUCUCUCUCUAUUUAUUACAACAGAUUCUAAAAGAUUGUUCUCAUAACAAGACCAUUAUCCUGAGUAGAUUUAAGGACUUUUUUACCAGUAUUUUUUCUUGAAAUAAUUGAGUUUGCUGAAAUAAACAAUUCAGCUCAAUAUUUUUCAUCUCCCUCUAAUACAGAUGUAUUUGAUUCCUAUAAAUCUGGGUGAAGUCAGUCAUGAUUUUAUUCAUAUUUGUUUUCCACAGGGUUUAUGAGCUAUUAAGUCAUGUUGCAUUUAUUAUAGAUCAUGUUUGCUUUUUGGCAAGAUAAUUUUAACGAUUGAGAACAAUAUUUUAGUACAUGUAACACUGGGAAAACAACCAGAAAGGAGAAUUGAAGCAAAAUGUUCCUUACAAUAAAUACUUUAAGUAAAUAAAAUAUUCCAUUGUGAAUCAAGCAUACAUUUACAUAUGAAAUGUAUAAAAAUCAUUUAGUAUUAUGCAUACUGUUCAUUCUUAUGGUUCAUAUAUGUAUAUAUAUUCCUCUCAUAUAAGAAUAUAUCUAUAUCACUUUGUCUUUUUGUUUGUAAUAUAUGUAUAUAUUCCCAUUAUAUCUUUCUUCCAGCCUCAAAUAUGUGGAUAUUUUCUUGGUUUUGUGCCAUUUUAAUUAUCUUGGCUGUUGCUGGUGUGGACACAAUAGUAAAGACCACACCAUAUACCAAAUUCACGAAGAAGUCUGAGGGAAAAGAGAUGCCAAAGGGUCCAAAGCCAUCCAGUGGCCAACCUCCAGAAGAAGAAGAAACUCCCUUCACAGAAGCAGCUGAAAUGGCAGAACCAACCCCUGACCCCUCAGCUUUCAAUUCUGUCUUUGGUGCUGCCACCCUCUUCCCCUCUGAAAACCUCACUCUUGACACGGCUGAUUUCUUCUUGAAUUGCUGUGAUUGUUGUUCAUCUGGACCAGGGCAAAAAGGAGAACCUGGAGAGACUGGAAAACCAGGUUUUAAGGGAGAAGCUGGUGGUAUGGGGAUCCUAGGGCCACCAGGAGUCACUGGACCCCAAGGUCCAAAAGGCCAGAAAGGAGAGAAGGGACUUAAGGGAGAACGUGGGGAGCAAGGAACAAAUGGAGUUCCAGGAUACCCAGGAAAACCUGGAGUACCAGGUGGACUUGGUCCUAAGGGGGAUAGAGGAAAUAUUGGCCUGGCAGGAGUGAAAGGACAAAAAGGCUCGAAGGGGGACACGUGUGCCAAUGGUACCAAAGGAGAUAAAGGAGACCGAGGGGCUGUGGGUGCACCAGGCUUGAAUGGAGAGCCUGGGGCCAAGGGAGACAAGGGGGAGAUGGGGGAUAAGGGCUACUGUGGAGAUUCUGGGGAGAGGGGGGGAAAAGGAGAAAAAGGCGAGGAGGGCAUGAAAGGAGAAAAAGGUAGCAAAGGAGAUAUUGGAAUGGAAGGGAAAAGUGGUUCAGACGGGCUGCCUGGGCCCCAAGGUGAUCCAGGAGUUAAAGGAGAAAAGGGAGAGUUGGGUCCUCCUGGUCUUGUGGGACCUGCAGGGCCAAAGGGUGAACUUGGGAGCAAAGGGGUCCGAGGGUCUAUUGGGAAGAAGGGCUCUCGGGGCCUCAAGGGCUCCAAGGGGGAGGUGGCCAGAGUCCCACAGUCAGCUUUCAGUGCUGCUUUAUCCAAGCCUUUCCCCCCUCCAAAUGCCCCUAUCAAGUUUGACAAGGUUCUCUAUAACGACCAAGGGAACUACAGCCCUGUCACUGGGAAAUUUAACUGUAGUAUUCCUGGGGCAUAUGUUUUUUCCUACCACGUCACCGUGAGGGGCCGACCUGCUCAGAUCAGCCUGGUGGCCUGGAAUAGGAAGCAGUUCAAGUCCAGAGAAACGCUCUAUGGUCAUGAAAUAGACCAGGCCUCUCUCCUCAUCAUCUUGAAAUUAAAAGCAGGGGACCAAGUCUGGCUGGAAGUUUCAAAAGAUUGGAAUGGGGUGUAUGUCAGUGCUGAGGAUGAUAGCAUUUUUACUGGGUUCCUUUUGUACCCAGAGGAAAACCCUGGCAUUUCACCAUAAACUUGUAUCUUCAACACUGUAGUUUGGGUUUAGUGGAAUAAGUCAGGUAACAUUGGGUAGUGCUAUUGAAAAAAGUAAGCUUCAUUUUUUUUCAUGAUUAUAAAAAUAAUACAGAAAAAUUAAGAAAAAAUUAUAUCACCUAGAGUCAAUAAUUCCUAUUUUAGAACAUCACCUUUAAAAAAUAUUUAUAUGUAUUUGAGAGCAUGUGUCUAUUAAUUUUGUAGCUAGCUUUUUUCAUUUAGCAUUAUAAUGGCAUUUCUCAAGCCCUUUAAAUAAUAUUUGUAUACAAAAAUAUGAAUGAAAUUUGUAAUAAAUAAAUAUAUUCUUAC